AUAUAUCAGCAAAGACAAUAAAUAUCUUAGGUUACAACAAAAUAUCAACAAAGUCAAAACUUAUAAAACAAUAAAUAUCUAAGCCUAAUUAACGAUUUUACUGCAACAAAAUGAAGGAUUACCUUAGGAAGAGUAUUGAUUUCAAUGUCGAACGCAAACAGGAGCUGGGCGACUUUCGCACCUAUGGAUUUAUGAAGACGGUCAGAUCGGAUACACCGAUCCCGGCGGCUCAGAAGCAAGUUAGUGCCACAACACUGACGGAGAGGUUGCACUCCAUACACGGAAGGGUGUCGAUGUUUGUAGAAAGCGAGGUGGGAUCAGAAGGACUACCCUCUAAUAUGCCUUCAGUAAUAUCCAUCUCACGCCAAUCGAAAGGUAUGACCUCCUUUGAGAUGAAACGGAAACUAUUUGAUGAGGCGGAGUUCACCAUAACCCGAGGCAAGAAACUAAGUGAUCUCACUCAUCCAGAAGAAUCUGGCGAAACUAUUGCCUUUAAAGAUCCAGGAUGUUCGAGUAUGGAAGAAAUCGAGGCAUAUUGUGACAGAAUGCACAUUAAGUUUGCCAAAUAAUUCGUAUACGGGUUCUAUAUUUUAUUCAAGUUUUCCUAGAAGCUUCUACUUACUUUUAUAUUGCUUAAAUCAAAUUGAUCUAGUUACCAGCAAACAAAGUGUCACUAAACAACUAACAUCCAAGCUGACAAUAUAUUACUAUACAUUUACCACUACCACAAAAUGGCCAAAUACUUUAAGAAGGAUAUUGACUUCGAUGUUGAUCAGAAAAGGGAGUCAACCGAUGGACGCACCUACGGAUUUAUGAAGACCUUGAGGUCGGAUACGCCCAUUCCCAUGGCUCAUAAGAAAAUCGGUUCUUCAACACUGUUGAAUAGGCUAAGAACAUGGCACGCUGUGGACUUUAACAAUGAUGAAAGCGAAUCUGAAUCCACUGGAGAGCAGGGUUCCUUAGAUUCAGUGCCGUCGCCGGAUGGUCGAAGAAACUCAUUGACUCCCUUUGAGAUGAAACGGAAAAUGUUUGAUACAGCCGAGUUCACCAUAACACGAGGCCAGAAACUAAGUGAUAAUAUUCAUCCGACCCAUUCCGGAUUAAAAAUGAAUAUCAAAGAAACUGAAAUUGAUUAUAUGGAAGAUCUGGAGGCAUAUUGUCGCAAAAUGAACAUCAAGUUAGCCAAAUAAUCGACCUAAUUUCAUACUUUGUAUACAGCUUCUAAAGCUAUAAAUAAAGCAGACGAUAAUAUUUUCCUCUA
This is a messenger RNA of Drosophila subpulchrella, 1261 nucleotides long. RefSeq lists its product as uncharacterized. The transcript has a single exon. Bases 111 to 569 code for a protein of 152 amino acids. The record is from RefSeq and is a predicted model, not a curated record. NCBI's taxonomy places the organism in Eukaryota, Metazoa, Arthropoda, Insecta, Diptera, Drosophilidae.